This is a messenger RNA of Musa acuminata AAA Group (dessert banana), 1800 nucleotides long. Its product is annotated as protein SOSEKI 2-like. The coding region runs from base 239 to 1648 and encodes 469 amino acids. The transcript is spliced from 5 exons. Lineage: Eukaryota; Viridiplantae; Streptophyta; Magnoliopsida; Zingiberales; Musaceae. The record is from RefSeq and is a predicted model, not a curated record.
AGGCAACGCAGUGGUACAGGGAGAGACACCGGUGUACCUCACCCUGGCCUGUGUCGUCACGCACACUGCUUGCUAUAAAGAGACCGAAACAGAGGGUGGACACUUCGCACGUUACCGGAUCCCCGUCUUUUUCCUCCUCCUCCUCUCUAUCUCUCUCUCUCUCGCUCCUUUUCGUUCACAUCAUUCGAGAAACAGCUACAGAGCCUGGCCGUAGUAACAGUUGCUGUUUGUUGUGGAGAUGGAGAUCAGGGGUGGAAGAGGAAGGAGGCUCAGCAGCAGGGAGGCGAGCCCAGAGCGAGCCAGACUGGGGUGCUCGCAGCAACAGAGGUUCAUCAGGUGUUUGAGGAAAGUUCAGGUCAUAUACUAUCUCAGCAGGAAUGGGCAGCUGGAGCAACCCCACUUCAUCGAGCUCCCUCACCUCCCAAACCACCAGCUCCGCCUCCGAGAUGUGAUGGAGAGACUGACUCUUCUCCGAGGCAAAGGCAUGCCUUCCCUCUUUUCCUGGUCUUGCAAGAGGAGCUACAAGAAUGGGUACGUGUGGAAUGACUUGGCCGAGAACGACAUCAUCUUUCCGGCGGAAGGCGUGGAGUACGUUCUGAAAGGCUCUGAGAUCAUCCCGGGCGCUUAUGGUCUUUCCUUGGCCUCCUCCUUUCCCGAGUCCCUGUUACUGUUUUAUUGGAUGUUUCCACUUGAUUGCAAGCGUUUCUUUGGCUGUAUUCAACUUGAGAUUUGCGUGUCAGCGCGUUUCCAACACGUCACUGCGAGCACCAGGCAGCCAAAACGACUUCCUGCGCCCCCCAGACUCCUUUUGGAACCAGAAGACGACGACGAAGAAGAGGCAGCGGAAGAAGAGGUUUCAGAGGAGGAAGAGCUGAGAGGCGGUAAGGGCACUGGGGGUGACAAGUAUCCGAACGGCGCAGGUUACUCUCGGCUUUCCCAGGGCGUUUCGACGGACGAGAUCGAGCGAGUCGCGGCUCCGGCUAACCACCACGGGCUCACCGAGCUGCCCACCGACGACUCGUCUCCGCCUUCCUCCACCACGUCGGACAAGCCCCCCACACACGCCCCCGGCCUCGGCGCCUCCCGGAGGUUCGAGGAGGUCGACCAGACGCCGGAACCGGGCCUGACUCGGAACUCGGUCCUGCUCCAACUCAUCGCCUGCGGGUCCGCGGCCCUGAAGGGAAGAAGCAGCCCCAGCGGCGGAAUGAUCAAGGCCGCCGCCACCUCCGCCUCGCCAGUUGAGGAGCGGAGAAGCAACGGGCGACACCGUGGAGUGGUGAGUCGACUCGCGAGCCGGGCGGGCGAGGAGGACGAGCUGCGUCGCCACUCGGAUAACCCCCGCUUCUGUCACCCCCUGAUAGAGGACAAGGAGUACUUCAGCGGCAGCAUCUUCGAGGGUAGCAUGGGGCCGUCCGAGCCCUCUCUCAAGAAAUCCUCCUCCUACAACGAAGAAAGGAGCUCAAAGCUUGGGAUUGGUAAAGGGAAGCUGGAGAUGCGGGACGACAGAGGAGGGGAUGUGAAAGUGCGACUGUACUUUACUGUGCAACUUUGGAUCACUGCCAUUGCUAGGAUCGGAAGCAUCCCAAAGGAUAUCUUUCUCUGGAAUCUAUGCUGGAUCCUGUUCUCCAGCAGUGUUUCUCUUAGCUAGGUCUUAGGUUUGAUGUCUGAAUCUGCCAUUAUUGCAUCCUUUCAGAAGAAUUACUGCUCGGUUCAUGCUCUCGACAGAACCCAAGAACAGUGAAUCAUUAUUGCCUAUGCACGGGCUUAAUAGAUGGAUCCCUGCUCCUUUUGGGCAUUCAA